CGACUUUUCUUUUCUGGAAAGAACGGAUAUAUUUAUAACCAGCGUCUGUCUCUCUAAGUCGAAUCUCGAUUCUUCUGUAGUUGUCUUCUUUACAACAAAGAAUAGCACAACUUCGUCCGUUGUUCUUCAAAGUUCGAUUACGCCUCCUCUCUGCAACUCAGAUUACAGCAUAGUGAGCGAUGGCCAAGCAUCACCCCGAUUUGAUCAUGUGCCGGAAGCAACCAGGGAUUGCCAUUGGGCGGCUCUGCGAGAAGUGUGAUGGUAAGUGUGUCAUAUGCGACUCUUAUGUGCGCCCUUGCACCCUUGUGAGGGUUUGUGAUGAAUGCAACUACGGAUCAUUUCAGGGUCGUUGUGUUAUCUGUGGAGGAGUCGGGAUUUCUGAUGCUUACUAUUGCAAAGAGUGUACGCAGCAGGAGAAAGACAGGGACGGAUGCCCAAAGAUUGUCAAUUUAGGAAGUGCGAAAACAGAUCUCUUUUAUGAACGGAAGAAAUACGGUUUUAAGAAGAGAUGAUGAAGGGAUUAUGGCUGUUGAAGUUGGGGCAGAGCUGAAUACAUUUGCUUUUGAAAGAAUUGUAUCGGAUUGAAUCACAUUUGAGCCAUCCUUUUUUGUAGUUUUUGUGGAAAAGUGUACGACUUUUAGAGACCUGCCGUGGUUAGCAUUAUUAUGUAUGUUAGAUAAAUCAGAAGAAUUGUGGCUGUUAAACCUAUUAUAAUUGAGACUUGCAUGAUUAUAGGCCAAA
Messenger RNA from Rosa rugosa (rugosa rose), 741 nucleotides. RefSeq names its product PHD finger-like domain-containing protein 5A. Gene Ontology annotation, cellular component: precatalytic spliceosome; catalytic step 2 spliceosome; U2 snRNP. Gene Ontology annotation, biological process: mRNA splicing, via spliceosome. NCBI's taxonomy places the organism in Eukaryota, Viridiplantae, Streptophyta, Magnoliopsida, Rosales, Rosaceae. The record is from RefSeq and is a predicted model, not a curated record. The coding region runs from base 180 to 512 and encodes 110 amino acids. The transcript is spliced from 2 exons.